AUGAACACUCUUACAACCUACCGACAAUCACGGGACCAAGGUUAUCUCGGCUUUGAUGCCGAGUGGCGUAGGCCUUCCCUGAAGGUGCCUGCAACCCUUCAGCUUUGUGAUGGAAAUUCAUGUCUUAUUUUCCACUUACAUCGUUAUAAUAAUAGCAUUCCCCUUUCACUAAGUAAUUUUCUUUGCCAGCCAAAUUAUACCUUUGUUGGUUUCGACAUUAAAAACAAUUUUGAUCACUUGGUGAAACACCAUGGGGUUGGAUGCAAAAAUGCUGUGGAACUUGGAACCUUGGCUGCUACUCUCAUGGACUACCAUUUUUUAAGUUUUUGCGGCGUUGAUGAACUAGCAUUUGUUGUCAAUAAACUCGAUCUUCGCAAGUACAGGCCUUUAAACUUGGCUUUUGAUUGGGGUGAUUAUCCGCUUAGCGAAGAACUUGCUAAACUUGCUACUGUUAAUGUUUGCUCUUAUCACAAGAUUGGUAGUGCAUUGUUUGAAAGGCAUAGGCCCUACCAUUUAUUUGAUUAA
Molecule: messenger RNA, 525 nt
Organism: Trifolium pratense (red clover)
Lineage: Eukaryota; Viridiplantae; Streptophyta; Magnoliopsida; Fabales; Fabaceae
Exons: 1
Coding region: 1-525 (174 amino acids)
Biological process (GO): nucleobase-containing compound metabolic process
Cellular component (GO): nucleus; cytoplasm
Molecular function (GO): nucleic acid binding; 3'-5' exonuclease activity
Source: RefSeq, a predicted model, not a curated record